Messenger RNA from Chlorella variabilis, 660 nucleotides. RefSeq lists its product as hypothetical. Bases 1 to 660 code for a protein of 219 amino acids. Gene Ontology annotation, cellular component: THO complex part of transcription export complex. Lineage: Eukaryota; Viridiplantae; Chlorophyta; Trebouxiophyceae; Chlorellales; Chlorellaceae. The record is from RefSeq and is a predicted model, not a curated record. The transcript has 4 exons. Gene Ontology annotation, biological process: mRNA processing.
AUGGCGGCGACGGAAAACGAGGAGGCCAUCAUCCGCAAGCGCUACCUCACGCAGACCGUGCCCACGGCCGCCAACGCGCUGCCGCCCUUCAAGAAGCUGGUGAAGAGGCGACUAUGCCAGGCGAUGGAGGCGGGCGGCAGCCUGGAGGAGGCGGAGCGGCUGUACCCGGAGCUGUUGGCGGACCUGUAUGCCAUCCGCUUCCACAUGCAGAAGCUGGCGGCGCAGGGCGGCGCCUUCCAGGCCGAGCAGCAGCUGUACGCGGAGAAGCAGGCGCAGCUGCAGGCCUCCAUCCAGCAGGCGGAGCAGGACAUUGAGGAUCGCAAGCGAGAGCUGGUGGAGGCGCGGGUGGAGCUUGCGCACAAGCAGGAGUACGAGGUCCCCGCCCGGUCCACCACCCUGGCGGAGCAGGCGGCCACCCAGCGGGAGAUUGCCGACCUGCAGCAGCAGAGCGCGGCGCUGGACGGCCUGCUGCAGCAGCGCAAGCAGCAGUUUGCGGGGGUGCUGGCCUCGCUGGAGGCGCUGCAGCGCUGCAUCGAGCGCGAGGAGCCCGAGGAGAGCGUGGUGGCGAUAGGAGAGGGCGGGGCGCCGCCGCCGCCGCCGCCGCCGCCGGCCGCAGCCGCCGCCGCGCAGCAGCAGCAGCAGCCCAUGCAGGUUGGGUGA